AUGUGGAACAGAUAUAACUUCCCUGUAUUUCUACUUUCAGAAGAGAGUACAAAGACUGUUCAAAAGACUUUAGAAAAAAAUGAGAAGACUGGCAAUGGAUAUAGAGCAAAUGUUGCAGAAUUCGACCUUGUUAUGCAGGGCAGUGUAUGGGCUUCAUUACCGCCACUUAAAAAUGGAUCUACAGAGCAUCAAAAACCUUUAAUAUUGGCUAUUGCAUCCCAAGACUCUGCAUCGUUUUUUCGGGACCGUAGUCUUGGUUCAGAUUCUCCCAUAUCUGGAUUGAUUGCCUUGCUCACUGCUGUUGAUGCUCUUUCUCACAUUCAUGAUUUAAGCAACCUUAAGAAACAGUUGCUCCCAUGUUAUUAUGCUGGAUAUUCUUUUUACUUAGAGCAGGUAUCCAGCAAAUCUUAUCCACCAAUUUAUCUUUUCUUCUAUUAUACUUGUCGUGAGGUCCAAGCUACUGGGAAUGGUACAUCUAAUGUGGUUCUUCAUAUCACUCUUACUGAAAUUAUGUGUGAUUGGUUCGUCAAGCAACAUCUUCUUCCUGCAGGGGCAAAGGUAGCUGACCAGCCGGUGACGAAGCGAGCGGCCCUGCCUGCAGCAGCCUGCAGAGCAGCAAAGGUCGUAGAGCAGGGCUUGCUAGCAAGCUUUCACAGUGAAUAUAACUUUGCUAUUUUGGAAUAUGACUUUGCUUUUAGGACUAUUACUUCUACAAUGAUGACAGUGGAGUACAACAAUUGUUUGGGAACCCGCAACUGUGAAGACUUGAGCUGA
Molecule: messenger RNA, 774 nt
Organism: Miscanthus lutarioriparius
Lineage: Eukaryota; Viridiplantae; Streptophyta; Magnoliopsida; Poales; Poaceae
Source: the annotation of a GenBank genome assembly